Messenger RNA from Paramecium sonneborni, 2935 nucleotides. Lineage: Eukaryota; Ciliophora; Oligohymenophorea; Peniculida; Parameciidae. The record is from the annotation of a GenBank genome assembly.
AUGUAAGAACGUUUUAUGAGGGCUAUCCAAGAGUUGGAUGCUCUUUUAGCAGAAACCGAAACUGGCAAAAUUAAGCUUAGUCUUACUCUUAAAGAUUUAGCAUAAUUGCAUCACUUACAGUCUAGACUUCAAGAGUGUAAGUUUCUCAAUUCCAUCUACUCAGAGGAAAGCAGAAUUAAGUAACUGUCUCUCUUAUCAACUUUAGAUAAUACCUUAGUAAAGCUGUGACAGUUAAUCUAUAAAUAUAAGAAGAAUUGUGUUCCACUAUAGAGUCUCAAAUGGAUUCAAUUACAGUAUCCCAUUAAUAAAUAAUUAAGUCUAACUUUAAACAUUUAGAUAAGUUAAUUCUCUAUAUAUUGAAUUAAACUAUGAAUAGAGCUACCAUGAAAAAUGUACUUUAAUAAAUUAGCAAUAUUAUUUUGGGCAGUAAUAAUUUCACCAUGCUUCGAUUCUAAGAAAAAUCUGUUGAGAGUGUCUCUACUGAUCAGUUUAUUGAGGUAAAUUAUUCUUCUCAAAAUAGUAAUAACUCUCUUAACAAUAGAAAUUAUAACUUUACUAAUAAUUUCGUGGUGAUCAACUUGAAAUAAUCACUUUCUAACCUAAUGAGCAAUUGCAACACAUAUUCAAAUGCAAUUUAUUAUAGGUGAUUAGAGUACCUCAAAAAAUGAAUGCUUAAACCCAUUCCUCACUCAUCAUAUAUGAAGCACAACAAUUAGCCUUAUUGCCAUUAUCCAAACCCCAUUAAAUUAAAUUGAUUUGUGAUCAACUUAUCACUAUAGGUUAUGACUAUUUAAAUGAGAAUUUCCAGUAAACAUUUCUGCUCAAUAUCAUUUAGUAAAGAUGAUUUAAUCAAUUCAGUUAGAGCCAUUGGGUAAUUUUUAAUAAAAAAUGCUCCAAUCAUAUUUUAGGAAUACAUUAGAAAUGAAAUACAAAAAAAACUCAAUACAAAAUGGUAUUCUUUAAUUACAUUUUAAAGUGAAAUAAUUUAAUCAACAAAAAACUCCAAAGACACUAGUUUUGCAAUAAUAGAAAAUUAAACGAAGUGUUUUAUUCCAGUUAUGUCGAAUCAAGUUGUUUAAUUUUAUUUGCAUAUGGAAAAUGUAACUUUGGACAUAAUCACUUUUGCAGAUUUUGUAUUUAUCCAUCUGAUCUAUAUUAGAUGUCACAAUUAUGGUAGCACUUUAAACAUUCAUUAAGAGAAUUAAAAGAUAAAGAAUUUCUAUACUAAAUUAUUGAAGUAAGUACACCAACGAAAUUAGUAAUUGCAUCUGAUCUUCAUUUAAAUAUCAUUUAUUAAAGUGGUUCUGUACCAUCUUCAUGGAAUUUUUUGGAUCUGAGCAAUUAAUAAAUUGAUUGUUAUUAAAAUUUGACAGAAAUUAAAAUGGAAAAAAUUUAUAAAACAAUGUUACUUUCAUCAAUAGAUGAAGUUUAGUAAAGCAAAAAAGGUGCAAUUGAUGCUGGAUAAAUCAUAUAUCAUGAUAAAUAUGUUGAUAUUGCAAUUUAUGUAAAAAAAGACGAAAAAAAUGAAAUAAAUUAAUUCUUUAUUGUAUUCGAUUAACCAAAGAAAAGAUUUGAAUCACAACGUCAGUCAAAAAGUGAGAUCAAAGUAUCAGAAACUCUAGCAAGCUUGAAAUAAGAGAAAAUAGAAAAAGCAUGUUUGGUUUUAUAAGAAACAUUGAAUCUUAAUUUAUAAACAGAGGAAAUUAUUGAAAUGCUUAAGGAGCAUGCAUUGAUGACAAUUAUUGAAUAAAAAGAAUAAAUUACUGAAGAUAUCAGAUAAACUUAUGUUUUAGAAUAUUAUAGAAAUUCUGAACAAGUGUAAACAUAUCGCAGAACAAUAAGUGAACCUGAUACUCCUUUUGCAACUAAAACUUUAAUAUAAGAACAGUAAUUGACUAAUGCAAAAAGUAAUUAUGUAAUUAAUUAAAUUAGAAAUGGAAUUAUUUUAAUUAAGACCCGAUGAUUUGGAAAAUUUAGCUAAUUGGUGUUUUGAUAUCACAGUUUAAAAGGAUUAAAUAAAGCAUUAUACUUGGGCAUUAUUCCAUUUAUUAAACUAUUUUGACAAAUACUAGAUGUAUAAGGAAACAUUUUUUCAAUUUUUAGUUGCAAUAGAAGAGAGAUACAAUAGUCGACGUAAUCCCUUUCAUAAUUUUGAGCAUGGCUUUACUGUAGCUCAUGCAUGUUAUUAUAUGAUAAAAAAUAAACUUUUAGAUGGAUAUUUAGAUGAAACUGAAUAAUUUGCAGCAAUAUUGUCAUCUUUAUGUCAUGAUAUAGAUCAUACAGGUCGUACAAAUGGAUUUGAAGUAGCAAGAAUGUCAAAAUUGGCUGUUCGUUACAAUGAUGAAAGUGUUUUAGAAAAUCAUCAUGCAGCAAUGACUUUUAAAAUAAUGUAGAGAGAGAAAUAUAAUAUAUUAUCUAAUCUUUCUCAAGAAUAAUUUCAAAAAGUAAGAAGAUUCAUGGUUUCAAACAUUUUAGCAACAGAUAUGAAGAAACAUUUUGAUUUAGUUUCUUAAUUUGAAAUCAAGUAUAAAAAUGGAGAAAUGAAUAUAAUUAAUAUGGAAUCAAAGCGUGUUUUAUCAGGAUUGAUAGUUCAUACUUGUGAUUUGAAUUAGCCAACAAAGAAAUUUGAAAUAACUAAGAAAUGGUCUAUAAGAAUAUAGAAUGAGUUUGAUAAUUAAGUAGAAGAAGAAAGAUUAUUGGGAUUGCCUGUAACUCAACAUUUAGUAUGUUAAAAUUUACCAAAAUAAGAAUUGUCAUUUAUAAGAGUAUUUACAAUAUUAAUUAUAGAACAUCAUUUAACCUUUAUAUGUGUUGACAUCAUCGAUUUUGAAUAAUGGAUUAUAAAUUGCAUUGACAUAUUUGGAAGAGAAUGAAAAAGAAUGGACUAAAUUACUGAAUUGAUAAAAGAAAUAUGGAUGCAUUGAUUUAAUAAUAA